CGUAAUCAAGCAACAGAAAGCUACUUUUUUCAGUGCUGUGUCAACCGUUUGCGUUAGGGUCGUCUGUGAAGAGCUUGACGAGCGCUCUGGUUACAGAAUGAGUCACCCGUGAGCCUAUUAUGUUUUCAAAGCUCCACAUCGAAAGGCAAGGUUCAAAAAGUAAUUCCUUCGACGCGCUCAAAGUGGAAACGCUGGCCAAACUCGACGAAGGCUUCGAAUCGCUCAAGUUCCUCCAGCGGCUGGGCGAAGUGCAGAUGAGCGAGCCGCAGUUCAGCGCCCUCAUCCAGGUCUGCAACGACUUCUUGUGGACCAAGACCACCAUCGAGCGGGCCUUCCGAAAGUACCCGCGGGGCAGCGCGUCCAAUGCGGACAAGAGGAUAUUCCGUGAAGUACUCAUCCUGCUGUACAAGUACGUCACCAAGAGCGUCAUCAUGCUCCUCACGCAGGUGGGCAUCCGAUGUCCGCAGAACGCCACCGCCGAGCUGGGCCAAGUGCUCGAACAGUUGCUCAAGAGUGUCCAGAGCAUAGCCCACCACGAGUGUCUGCACCCGACGCAAAGCAAGUUUGCAGUCAUGAACGUCCGCCUGCUGGCCAAGCCGGCGCGGCCCAAGGACGCCGAUGUAGAGUUCAUUAUGGUCAUGAAGGCCAUGAGAAGGGAACUGGCCCAGCGCAAGAACACUAUCAAGGCCAGCUCGUGGCUGUACCUUAUGGCGCGGUGAUGUUACCGUGCAGUGCGUGGUGUAUACUGUGGUCCCGAACCAGUGACGGUGUGCUUAUGAGUGCUAAGCUCGUACUACAUGAUUUACCAAGCUGAGCUUCGUAAAAAAACAAAAAGAAAAUCGUCAGCAGGGCGCGCUUGUGAACACGUGAUUAUGUCCUCGACUACUACUGUCACUAAGGAGCCGGGAUUUCUUGAAUUGAGUUCUUCAAUAAUUGUCUUUCGUUUGAAAAUAUAAGUUGUCCCUUUGUUUCGUUACGAAGCGACGCUACACGCACUUCUGAUGGCCCGCACAGUUAACUGAUAAAAAGGACAGUUCUUGCGUUGCCUGCAUUUAUGCCGUGUCAUUGAUAGGGAACUAUGGAGCAUGUUCACGUUAUGUUUCUGCUUCAGUUUUUACACAAGUGCGCACAUGGCGUCUCCUGUAUAAACGUCUAAAACGCUAACGCGUUGGGCAAAGAUUAUGCUCACGGGGCUUGUAACAGUACCCUCCCCACUCUCCCCAUAUAUAUACUGGGUCUUCUACCCUACUUAGUAUAUGGCAUAGCUGGUGCAUGUUUCAACUGGUCUCGGCUCUCGACACCAUUCCAUCAAUUCAAAAAACGCGCCAGACCAAGUUGUUGAUGAGGUGUCUCCAUCUAUCGCAAUUUUUUUGAACAUGUCAAAGCGCACUGUCACAAAAUAUUUGCUGAGGUUAGAA
Molecule: messenger RNA, 1418 nt
Organism: Dermacentor silvarum
Lineage: Eukaryota; Metazoa; Arthropoda; Arachnida; Ixodida; Ixodidae
Exons: 2
Coding region: 120-719 (199 amino acids)
Source: RefSeq, a predicted model, not a curated record